AUGGAGUCUUCGUCCAUGAGCCAAGAUCCCGACGACGUGAAGCUGGAGGAUUCUCCCACCCCGACCGGUCGGACCUCUGCAGAUGCAGAAACACCGGCGUCCGAUAAUGGCGGGCCCGCGGGGCGGAAACGCAAGCUGAACAGCACGUCGGCUCGAGGCGUUGCCAACCUUACCCCGGAGCAAUUGGCAAAGAAGCGCGCCAACGAUCGUCAGGCUCAGCGAGCCAUCCGAGAGCGGACCAAGACUCACAUCGAUUCCCUCGAGCAGCGCGUGCGCGAUCUUUCCUCCCAGAAGCCUUUCCUCGACCUCCAGGCGGCCAUCAAACAGAAUGAAGCCAUUCAGGCGGAAAAUCGGGAGAUCAAGCAGGGGUUGAAAUCGAUCAUGGAUAUUAUCCAGCCACUGGUUGGGAGACAGGACCCUUCAAAUCCUCCACCUUCCUCGACUCAGUCUGGUGGCACAAAGUCGAUCCCCCCCCUUUCUACCACUCUACCUUUCUUGGAAUCCAACCAUCCCGCCAGUAACCCUAAGUCAACGGAGCAGCAGUACUCCGAAUCCAUUGCCAGUGUUGAUACCCCCUCCUCCACCCAUUCGGCGCCCACGUUCGGCGGACUUCGACGGGACAGCGCGACCGGAUCGUCUACUUCGUUUCGCAUUGCCUUCGACUACCAACGCCAUAAUCUGGCCCAUGGAUUGGAUUUUGGAAGCGAUGAGCGGAUGGGUUUCAACUUCCUACUCGAUGCAUCGCAACAGGUUCCCAGAGUGGAGGGCUUCCGCCGUACCUCGGACAACCUCCGCGUGCCCCCGUUGAGCGCGCCUGCUGUCUAUUCGUCCCCGCACAAUACUGGGCCCAUGGGGGAUCAGACGCUUCCUGCACACCUUACCCCGAUCCGGAACAUUGCUCCGACCUGCACGUUGGAUGCCAUUUUGCUGGAUUUUCUUCACCAUCGUCAACAGCAGGCAGCACAGGGGGUCCCCAAACAGAAGCUGGUAGGGCCGCCUUAUCCCAGCGUCUCAUCGCUGCUGAAUCCGGAAAAGAGCGUGUAUUCCCAUCCGCUCUCCAAGGUUUUCACGGACAUUCUACGCACGUUCCCGGACAUCUCGUCGUUGCCGGAACAGGUGGCCGUCCUGUAUCUCAUGUUCAUUCUCAUGCGAUGGCAGAUCUACCCAACCCCGGAGAACUACGAUCGCGUGCCGCACUGGCUGACCCCUCGUCCAUCGCAGCUGUUCACUCCGCAUCCUGCCUGGAUUGACUACCUGCCCUGGCCGCAGAUGCGCGACCGUGUGGUGAUGUCCUACCGGGAUUUCCCAUUUGAAAAUUGGUUUAUCCCAUUUACGCGCACACUAUCGGUCAAUUGGCCGUAUGAGGCGACCGAUUGUCUGCUGUCGACGGGAGAUUGUGACGAAUUGAUCAUCAACCCCGUCUUCGAACGGCAUUUCCGCAAUCUCAGUAACUGGACGCUGGGACCGGCCUUUGUCGAGGCCUAUCCGUCCCUUGUUGAUACCACCAAAAUCAAGGCCAUGCCCUGA
Molecule: messenger RNA, 1527 nt
Organism: Aspergillus steynii IBT 23096
Lineage: Eukaryota; Fungi; Ascomycota; Eurotiomycetes; Eurotiales; Aspergillaceae
Product: bZIP transcription factor
Exons: 2
Coding region: 1-1527 (508 amino acids)
Biological process (GO): regulation of DNA-templated transcription
Molecular function (GO): DNA-binding transcription factor activity
Source: RefSeq, a predicted model, not a curated record